Danio rerio (zebrafish) is the source of this 4997-nucleotide messenger RNA. The record is from RefSeq and is a predicted model, not a curated record. NCBI's taxonomy places the organism in Eukaryota, Metazoa, Chordata, Actinopteri, Cypriniformes, Danionidae.
CCCCUAAAUUAAAAAGAUGCACCAUUGCACCACAGCCUUGAUUGAAUUUCCCUUAUCCUUACUUCAUUCUCCGGACUUACAUUUUAGCAAACGCGUUUUGAUAUUUUUUUUCUGGUUGUAAAUUGUGCCUCAUUAGGGGACCUGUCCUGCAGCAACGGAAAAAUGACGCAGCAUGUCAAUAUUGCAUGUCGUUCUGAACAGAGCUUUUCCAGCGGGUAAAAGCAUCUUAAUAUCUGAUCUUGUGCACGCGUCCACUGAGCCACUCAGCAAUUGCGCAUGCGCGUCGGUGGGCUCCAGACGAGGCUCGUGCUGUCUCUCUGCAGAAAUGACGAGCUUCGCUUCACUCUCAUCGAGAGACACGCGCGGAAAAGGAGACUGAAAAUAACCAUAUGGUGGAAAUAAAGAGGACACGUUCAGUCACUUCCGAACAAACAGCGGAGGACCUCGCCAAAGCUGGACACCGAGAAAACAAAAGAAGGUGUUUAAAGGACCCCUCCUAUUCCACUUCAAAGCUGGCGUCUCUUCUGUACGAGUGCAGCUACACAUCCUGAGGGAAAAGAUUCUCUAGAUGUAAUGUCUGUCAACACACGGCUUCUGAUCGGCAGCAUCCGGACGAGCAUUGAAGAAAACGACUGAUGUCAAAUGGAAAAAAUCGCUUAAAAUGUGACGGCUGCGGUGUAGCCUCGAUCUCCCCCAAUUUGUCGGAUUUGAGGAGGCGUCUACUGGGAAUCGGGCGAGUGCAUGUGUGUCGUUUUGGAGAGAGGAGGAAAAGCGCGCGCUGUGGAGCUGUCCGUUCAGAACCACACACACAUUAUCCUGCCACCAGCGGUGCACCACAAGCCAUCAGCCUCGCACCUUCUCGGGACCUCAUGGGGUGCGACGCAAUUUUUUUGACAACCACUGCAUGCGUUUGGAUUGUUUAACGCUUUUGGUUUUGGAAGCAGUCCUUCACACACCUGCCAAGAACAUCAAGCGCUCAUGCACCCGUUUUCUGCUGCUGAGUUGCCUUUGCGCAAUUGUUUUUUCUGCGUUUCUUCAGUUCGCCCUCAUUUUUUCGUGGCUUAACAUUUGCGCACAUGUCUCCUCCGUGUCUCUCAGCGUUAUAAUGCCUGGCCCGGGCUCGAGACAUGCCUAAGCGACGAGAUGGGCCAGGGCGACGAGAAAGACCGUGUUGUGAUUAACGUGGGAGGGAUUCGACACCAGACCUACCGCAGCACCUUGCGCACUCUGCCCGGCACUCGUUUAGCCUGGCUCGCCGAGCCUGAUGCCCACAGUCACUUUGAUUAUGACGCGCAGAUCGACGAGUUUUUCUUUGACCGCCACCCGGGAGUUUUUGCACACAUUCUCAAUUAUUACAGGACUGGAAAGUUGCACUGCCCCGCUGAUGUCUGUGGCCCUCUUUACGAGGAAGAGCUGGCCUUUUGGGGCAUCGAUGAGACAGAUGUGGAGCCCUGCUGCUGGAUGACGUACCGGCAGCACCGGGAGGCCGAAGAGGCGCUGGACAGUUUCGGUGGAGGGCCAGUUGAAAUGGGCAAUGAUGACAUGGACACGGAAGCUUUGGGUGAUCCAGGGGAUGGAGACGAGGAGCUGGAGAUGACCAAACGCCUGGCCGUCGGGGACUCACCUGACACUAAAGGUGCAGGCUUUUGGCAACGCUGGCAGCGUCGUGUUUGGGCGCUCUUUGAAGAUCCCUAUUCCUCCAAAUAUGCAAGGUGGGUGGCAUUUGCAUCGCUGUUCUUCAUUCUGGUUUCCAUAACCACAUUCUGCCUGGAGACGCACGAGGCCUUCAACCCCAUCAUUAACCGCACAUAUGUGAACACUCAAGACAACACCUCAAGGUUUCACCUGGAGACAGAGACGGUGGUCUACCUAACCUACAUUGAGGGAGUGUGUGUGGUGUGGUUCACCUUUGAGUUCCUCAUGCGUGUCACCUUCUGUCCAGACAAAAAAAAGUUCAUCAAAAACACCUUAAACAUUAUCGAUUUUGUGGCCAUUCUGCCAUUUUACCUGGAGGUGGGCCUGAGUGGGCUGUCCUCUUCUGAAGCCAAGGAUGUUCUGGGUUUCCUCAGAGUGGUGCGGUUUGUUCGGAUCCUCCGAAUCUUCAAGCUGACUCGCCACUUUGUGGGACUGCGUGUAUUGGGACACACUCUCCGCGCCAGCACCAAUGAGUUCCUCCUGCUCAUCAUCUUUCUUGCUCUUGGAGUGCUAAUCUUCGCCACCAUGAUCUACUACGCCGAACGAAUCGGCGCCAAUCCUAAUGAUCCACGUGCCAGCGAACACACCCACUUUAAAAACAUUCCCAUUGGCUUCUGGUGGGCUGUCGUGACCAUGACCACGUUGGGAUAUGGAGACAUGUAUCCUCAGACUUGGUCAGGUAUGUUAGUGGGCGCAUUGUGUGCUUUGGCUGGUGUGUUAACCAUCGCCAUGCCUGUGCCCGUCAUCGUCAAUAACUUUGGGAUGUACUACUCUCUAGCCAUGGCUAAGCAGAAGCUACCAAAGAAAAAGAACAAGCAUAUUCCCCGUGCCCCUCAGCUGGGCUCAGCAAACUACUGUAAGUCUGCCAUGAACUCGCCCCACCACAGCCCACAAAUCAGCGAACACUGCGCUCUUGCUGCCCAAGAGGAGAUUUUAGAAAUGAACAGAGCAGAUCCCAAAGUGAACGGUGAGGCAGCUAAAGCAGCUCUGGCCAAUGAGGACUGUCCCCAUAUAGACCAAGCCAUUUCCCCUGAGGACGGCCAGAUCUUUAACCCCAACGAGCCACGGGGAGACACUCCAUGCUUUCUGCUCAACGUUGGCAGACGGUCCACAAACACUGGCACCCGAGUGAGGAAGGGUUAUCAAAAGUCCCGAAGCCUGGGCACCAUAUCCAGCAAGGCCCGAACGCUGGCCGAGGUGGUGUCGAUGUCCACCGGGUCCUGCAUCCCACCUGUUCUCCUGCGGCGGUCCCAUUCUCCAAUCCCCUCCAUUCUGUAAUAAAUGGAGCAGUGGUGUAGUUAGAGCUCUUUCCUUGGGUCUUCCUCCUGUCCUGCUGCUGUUUGAUUUAGUUUGGUCUGUCUUGUUUUCUGGUCCUUGUCUUCUGGAGCUGUGUUUUUGUCUCCUCUUCUCCUCUUCCUCCGUCCGUUUUGCUUGUUUCUUGUCUUUACGUACCGACUUUUAACUCACACAAAGCCAUCAGAGAGAAAGAAAACCUCCAAAAGAUCUCAGGGAAAUUUGUAUGGAUUUCCUAGUUGUAUCAAACUCAAUAGAAGAACAGGGAUGAGGAAGGUAAACUUUUCUUUAAGAGCACAUUAUUGUUCCAGGGGGCACAUCAUAACUGGAAGAACUAAUGAGGCAAAGCCUCUCUUCAAAUGAUUGAAAUCAUGAAUUUACUAUGAAUGUUUACUUAUAAAUCCUCUCCCAUUUGAUUAUAUUGUGUGACUCCUGGAGGACAAAAUAAUAGCCACUUGUUUUUUUUUGUCAGUUUGCUUUUUGUGUAGUUUCUACGUUUAAAUGGUAUAAUUCCCUUUUGGUCUGGUGAAGUCUUCCUUCUUUCUCCGUCGCCUCUUUAACAAGAACCCAGGUAGGAGCAAUCAGGAUUUCCUCUUUCUCUCCUCCGCUGUCUACGGCCAGUGUCUCUCCUUCCUCUGCAAUUCUUUCAUUCUCCCUGUGCAUUUCUGUCCAUCUCUCUUUCUCCAACCUCUUUAGCCCUGGAUUGCAAAAGCAACCCAAAUGAACGUUUUUUUUUACUAUACUGAAAAGGAAGUCUUAUUUUCUCAGCCAAUUUCCUCCUUAUUCUUUGAGCUGAAUGAAAACAAGGCCCAAUGGCAGGAUGACCCUGAGCAAUCCCAUCCUCCCCUGUAUUUUCUACUGCAGAUCCCUGCAAAGAGGAAACUGCCCUAGUUAAGUAUAUGCAGUCAGAGGUGCUCAAAGUGACCUGAGAAGGCAGCAGCAUCUCAAAACCUUGGAUUCCCUUCUCCAGCAUUGCUGGACUCCACAACGGCCAGAGGGAUUUCAGGCUGGAAUCCACAAGAGGGACGCAUGUGUAGAGAGAGAGAGAGCACAAUAGAGGAUGUUGCUAAUCGGCGUUUUUAUUCCCAAUCCGAUGGCGUGAGGGACCCAACGGACAAGGACUUUUUUAAAGAAGACCAGCGAAGGAAGAGUGUGACCAAUGGAUGGCUUUAAAGCCAGCAGAAUGCAUUUUUAUAAACACAGUACUAACGAUAGUACCUGCAGUGACAGAUGUAGUGGACUCUUACCUGUUCAUUUUAGCAUGAGCUGCAUGGUGUUACAUAAAAAGAGGAAAAUAUUCUAUAUCUGUUAUGAAUAUCUGUACAGAAAAAAAACAACAUAUUUUCUUUCAAGAGUUCCUGACUUUUGCAGAAUUGACAUGUAGCCAUGGAUACGAUGAGAUGUUCAGAAACCAUGUUCUUUAUUUGAGCAACAGAUCUUUCUUCAUUCUGUCUUUGUUGUUAACCACAUGACUCAGCUCUGGUCACAUUGACCUCACAUUCUGAACUAAAUGCUAGUGGUUAGAGUGUAAACUCCACCUUUCGACUUUGUUUCUGUCUGGCAUGCUUGUGAUUUUGGAUCUUAUAGACAAACAAAAAAACUGAGCAAAAUGAGUUAUUUUUCUGUUUUAUGUCAUAAUUAUUGGUGAAUAGAUCCUGUGCAAACUGUCGUGAGCAAAUGUUUAUUUCACAUAUCAAGUGCAUACUUUUGACAGUGUUAUUUUUGGAAAGAAAACAAGCGAAUAUGAAAAACAAGAAAAAAAAACAGCAUCCUGUUGAGAUAUUUUCCAUUUUCUCUCAUUACUUUUAGGUACUAAAACACAAAGAAAAGCAAAAAAGGCAGAUGUAUAUUUACAUUAUAAGAGAAUUGUAUGCAAUUUAGAACUUUGGGAACAAAAAGACAAAAAAACAAAAGUGCAUGCACAAUGUUAUGCAACUGCAUAGAAAAAAAAAGAAAGAAAAACAUGAGUACAAACAAAGCAUGAAAUAAAUUUUGUAUGAAACCUGUUA